Messenger RNA from Didymosphaeria variabile, 855 nucleotides. RefSeq lists its product as uncharacterized. Bases 1 to 855 code for a protein of 284 amino acids. Gene Ontology annotation, molecular function: hydrolase activity. The transcript has a single exon. NCBI's taxonomy places the organism in Eukaryota, Fungi, Ascomycota, Dothideomycetes, Pleosporales, Didymosphaeriaceae. The record is from RefSeq and is a predicted model, not a curated record.
AUGGCAAAUCCAAUAAACGCAUCCGAAGCCUUCCCACUUUGGGACAACGAACCUAUCGACAAUGCCUUCACGUUCACUAAACCCAACAACUCUCUCGACCACGCCGUAGUAACAGAAGUAUCCCGCCCCUGGCUCCUCAGCUUCGCAUCCGCGGCAACCCCAUCCAAUGGCCGCGCGGUACUCAUCCUCGGCGGAGGCGGCUACACCCAACUCAUGGUCGGCCGCGAAGGCGUCGCCGUCGCAAAAUGGCUGUCUACCAUCGGUUUUCGCGCCUUUGUCCUCAUCCACAGAUUCCCAAAUGCCCAGUCCAGCCCGAAGGCACCCAUAGAUGACGCACGGCGGGCACUCAACAUCAUCCAAGAGAAGGGCUUUGCGACGAAUGGGCUAGGCGUAUGCGGAUUGAGCUCGGGAGGCCACCUCGCUGCAAGUUUGCUCGCGUCGUACCCGUCAGCUUGGACGUCUCCCGCUUCUUCAGCGAACUUACCGAAACUCGACUUCGCGAUCAUAGGCUAUGCACCUAUCUCUACAAACGCGAAAGGGCGCACUAUCAUCCCCGAUAAGGCACCACUUGAGCCGCCAGAGAAGCAGGCGCUGUAUGAUGCGCUGCAGCCGGAUGUCCAGCUCCUGGACGAUGUUCCGCCAACGUUUAUCGUAUAUGCAGGCAACGAUGAAGUUGUGCCCGUGGUUAAUGCGUAUAGGCUGGCGGAGGGACUGUGGAAGAAAGGGACGCAGGUCGAAUUGCAUGUUUUCGCAGACGCGCCGCAUGGUUUUGGAUUAGAUACGGCGGAGUUGCCAGUAUCCACGUGGCCAGGAUUGUGCGAGGCGUGGUUGAGGCAAAAAGGACUACUGGACUAA